Xiphophorus hellerii (green swordtail) is the source of this 4025-nucleotide messenger RNA. RefSeq names its product serine/threonine-protein kinase/endoribonuclease IRE1-like. The record is from RefSeq and is a predicted model, not a curated record. Gene Ontology annotation, biological process: protein phosphorylation; IRE1-mediated unfolded protein response; intrinsic apoptotic signaling pathway in response to endoplasmic reticulum stress. Gene Ontology annotation, molecular function: protein serine/threonine kinase activity; ATP binding; RNA endonuclease activity. The transcript is spliced from 7 exons. Lineage: Eukaryota; Metazoa; Chordata; Actinopteri; Cyprinodontiformes; Poeciliidae. Bases 114 to 2903 code for a protein of 929 amino acids. Gene Ontology annotation, cellular component: IRE1-TRAF2-ASK1 complex.
ACGCGCUGAUGUCAAAAGGGUGGAGCAAGAACGCAGAAUAAACCAAGGCGAAUAUACGGGAAGCAGAGUUUUGACAGGUCUGUCGGCCAGAUUGUGUUAUCUGGAACACAAACAUGGAUAAUAUCCAGCAGGUCCCACAAAUGUCACAAGUGAUGCAUCGAGUGAUAAAAUGUAUCGAAGAGGACAACUUAACAAAUCUUAAAAAGUUACUGCGAGAAAACCCUAUAAAUGCUCUUUAUCCGUAUAGUAAACUAAAUGAUAAUGUAACCCCUCUGACUGCUGCUGUUGUAAACCAUAACAUGCGUUUGUGUAAAUACCUUCUAGAAAAAGGUUCAGACCCAAAUAUUCCCUCGUCAAAUAUGAGGACACCUUUGCAUUAUGUCUUACUAGCCAACGCUCCAAUUAUUUUUGUAGAAAAACUUCUUAAAGCGAAAGCAGAUCCAAAUGGGUGGAGGCCCGGGGUACUUGUUAUGCCUACACCUCUACAAAUUGCUGCCAGUAAUGAAAGAGAAGAUGUUGUCAAAAUGCUCCUCUCUGCUAAAGCAGGGGUGUCAUUGUUACCAAUAACAGAUCUCGACAGUUUGAAAAUCAACAAAAACAUAGCUCGGAUUGUUCAUAAAUUGGGAUCUAAAGGAAAUGUUGUCUGCUCCGACAUCUGUUAUUUCUUGGAUGUUACAAUUGCUGUGGCAGAGGAAACACCAGAGAAGGUUUUCAAAGAUUUUCAUAAGCACAUGUUACUGGAGGAUCCUAACAACCAUUUGACCAUCAUUGAAGUACUGUUCACUGUGAUUGGGCCAAGAGCAGAAGAAUAUAAACGGAGAAGUAUUCAAUGGCUUAAGGAAAUGAAUAAUUUAAACCAAUAUGUAACUGGUGCAAUUAGACGUUUAGAAAAUAUCCCAAAAGGAUCAGUGAAAGGAGUAGUUGAUAUGUUAAAUGCAGUUUUCUGCACAAUGGAUGACAUACCAAAUGAACAAGCAAAGGACAUCCUUUCCAAACUGCUGGAUCAGCUUCAUCUAAAAGAGAGAGAUACAACAUGGGAGGCUGUUCUGGAAAUGCAAGCAGGACUUGAAAUUUGGGGGGUUGUUCUCCCUACAAUUUAUGUGAUAACACAGAAAACAAAGGGCAUCAACAGCUGGGAAUCAAAGGAUAUUGAAACACUGACCAAAACAGUCUGUCCUUUUGUAGAUGAGCAGUACUCCACUGAUAUCAGGACCUACACAUAUGGCAUAUUUGCAAACUUGCUCUCAGCUAAGAACUUUCAGUCAGGCUUGAUAACCUCAGUACCUGAGGACAUAUUGAUAUAUGCAAAUAUCAAAAUGAAUGACAAGCUAAAAGAAGGACUAAAACGUCUGAAAUCUUUUCUAGACAACCCACAGUCUGAAUGUGAUGUAAGCUCUACUGUCGCUAAAUCCAAGAAAAAGAAGAAAAAGAAAAAGAAGACAAAGAAAGGAGAAAAAGAAGACCCAAGCUGUGGUGAUGAUACAACUGCUUCUGAUGCAGAAACAACUGCUGUAGCAAAGUUCCUCUCAAAUGUAAAGCCGUUUAAUGACAGUCCAACCAAAGCAUCACCAUUAAGAAAAAGACUUCCAAUCAGCAAAAGGUGGAAUGAGAAGCUUAAAAACCUCGUAAGCAUUGAUGAAAGCAAAGUGACAAGAAUAAGGGGCAUUAUUUAUGUAAAUAAUGAAGAAUUUCACAUAGCAAAGGGAAGUGAUGGAACUGACGUAUUCCUAGGACUGAGGGAUGAUGGCACAGAAGUUGCAAUUAAAAGAAUGUCUAAAAGUAACUAUAAAACUCUGAAAAAUGAGGAAGGAAUCCUUCGACUGCCAGAACUAGAUCAUCACUCUAUUGUACGAUACAUUGAUCAUGCAGAGGAUGAAAAUUUUGGAUAUCUUGCUCUCCAGCUUUGUGAGUACACUUUGGAAGAACACAUCAGUGCUGGUAGUAUUAGUGGCCUCCAGAGAAAGAAACUUGUCUUAGAGCUCCUUGAAAGCUUAAAAGUGCUUCACUGUCAAAAUCCUCAGAUUCUCCACCGUGAUCUAAAGCCACAGAACGUUUUAAUCGAUGUUAUGGGGAAAUCAAGAUUGGCUGAUUUUGGGAUAAGUCGACGCUUACCCAAAGACCAAACAACACACCAAACAAUAGCUGCAGGAACAAAGUGCUGGAAAGCCAGAGAGACUCUAGAGGAGGGGUGCAUUGUGUCAUACAAGUCAACCACUGAUGUACAGGUUGCAGGGAUGCUGAUGUAUUAUAUCCUGUCUGGAGGAAAACACCCAUUCAACGUCAGCAGAUCCUUUCAGCUGGAAUCAAACAUUGAUGAGGGGAAGUACAGCUUGGAUGAUGUUCAGGAUGUUGUGGCAAAAGAUCUCAUUGAAUGGAUGAUCAACAAAGAACCAACAGACAGACCUAGAGUUGAACAAUGCCUGAGUCACCCCUUCUUUUGGCCAUAUGUGAAAAAAGUUGAAUACCUGAAAAAGGUUGGUAACAGAGAGGACGUGGCAAAAUAUCAAAAUGCAGACCAGGAACUUAUUGACUCGCUUGAAAAAUAUGCAACUCAUGGAGCUUUCUCACAGUGGAAGAAAAAGUUUCCACAAGAACUGGUUCAAAAGAUGGAUGGCAAGAAAAAACCCUACCUUGAAACCAUUCUGGGAUUGCUGCGUUUCAUACGCAAUAUGAUUGAGCACUAUGUUGAAGAUGCUUCUAAAAUUGACGUCCUUGAAUUAUUUCCUGAUCUAUUUGGAUGUGUCUUCAAGUACGCUAAAGACAAAGGGUGGAAUCAACAGAUCCCACUGAAUGAAAUGUUUCAGAGUGAAGACUCUCGCAGCAUCUUUGUGAUGCCAUCCCCAAACAUCGAGGAGCAGCUGGCGGUUCCAGUUCAGGAGUCUCAACCCAGCAACUUGGAUUGAAUUCAAAUUCAGAAAGUCACUAGCCAACGCUCCAAUUGGUUUUGUAGAAAAACUUCUUGUCCAAUCUUAAUACUAAUACAAUAUUAUCAAUUCAGUUAUUGUGUUAUGUAACAAUCCAUUACUUGAUUAGCUUUGAACAUGUUUUUACAAACACAAAUGCAUUGGAAAACCUCAUUAACAUGUAAAUGAGGUUUGAUUUUUGUUUUGAGUCUCUUAAAUGGACAUAAUAGUCUAAAUGUUUUUUUUUAUGUAUCUGUGAGGACUUUACAUAUGGUGAUUCUCAGUAUCAUCUUGAUCCAUACUUCAGACUUGUCUGUUGCUGAUUUUUUAAUUCAUGCCUUGCUUCUUUCCACAACAUGAGUUAGGUAAAGCCUUCAUUAUUAUAUCAUUACUGUCCAGAAAUGAGCUAUGUUAAAACCAAAGAUUAUUAUGUUUUAUAUAUCAUGGAGUUUAUCUAAGCAUCAACAUUUACUUCUCAUUAUUUGAUUUCUUCAGAAUGUAGAAAUGUUUGUGAUUUUACAAGUUAUAUAUUUUCAAUGCAAUGCUAAACUAAAAGAUCUCAUCUACUUUAUUGGAUUUAGUCUGUUUUCUCUAUUAUUUUUAUUUUCAUCAUAUGUCUGCGUAUACAAAAUUAGAAAAAUAAAGGAACCUUAUUUGAAUCUAUAUUUUUAAGGGAUUCUCUUGGAUUACCUCAUAUUGGUUGCAGGUUCCUAAACUUGUAUGUUUGACAGUUUUGUUUUAAAAAUGAAUAGUGAAAAAAACAAUGUUCCAAAAAUGUUGCAUGCUGUUAAAAAACAGUGUUUCUCUGGUUCUUUUUUGAUAUGCCAUUGUUUGCCUUAUUUGAUAAGGUUUAGCGCAUAGCCCUUUGGCUCUGUUUUUUCCAAAACAGCCAAAGGGUUUAGUUUGAGACACUACUUUUGAGUUUUGCCAUUUUUUUAUUGUGUAGUUUAGUUUCAUUUGGAUCUCUCACUUUGCCUUCUCUGGGGUGGUUUACUGUUCAAAAUCAAAGUGUUUUCAGUAUUUUAGCUUUUUGUUUUUGAUGAAUUAUCUAUAGUUGUGUUUUCUAUUUAGUAUUUGUCUCUUGGACAAUGACAAUAAAUUAUGUAUUUUUCUUGAACAUUA